AUGGAGCGUGUCACAGUUCGAAUGGCUCGAUCGGACCGCAGAACUCCUUGGGGUUUUGGAGUCACUGAAGCACCAGAUGGUAAUGUUGUCAUUGUUAAUGUGAGUGAUUAUUUUUUGUCAAAGUUUCCAAACAAUGUUUUAUCAUUUUUGAGUGGCAAAAAAUAUCUUUUCAUUUUUUUGUGCCCACAGAAGAGUUGUGAUAUUUAUUACAACGUUCUGAGUUGAGAUGAGAAAAGUUGUGGGUUGUGAGACGAUUUGUGAAUUCUAAAAGGGCAUACGGUAAAUUGAAAAAUGGGAAAAUAUUUUUUUUUUGUAGAUCAUUGGUGGAAGUUUGGCGGAUCGAGCUGGAUUGAGAAAUGGAGAUUUGAUUGAUCGAUUGGAAGGUGAGAAACAAUUUUCGAGUUGCUUUUAGAUUUACUGACGCGGUUUUUCAAAAUUAUUGGGAAACAAAGAAAAAAGUUUCAAUUUUUAGACAAUCAGUUCUAAAUUAAUGAACUAUUUAAUUCAUUUUCUGAAACUCCUAAAACUCUUCUUUUUUUCAGAUCUUGACAAUCUGGACAUAAAUGCAGUUGAUCGUCUUCUUGUCACCGCUCACGAAAAAAUCGAAUUAGUUGUCAGCAGGUAACUUUUGUUUUAUCUUUCAUAUUAAAUCAAUCUCCUAACUAACCUCUAACUAUAUAUGCUUUCUUCAUUCAUUUUUUAUCCAAAAUUAAGGUCAUAACAUAUAAGAAGAGAUAACAAUCAUCCGUCAUUUAAAUUUUCACUUUUCCCGUUUUCUGUUUCCAAAAAUCUAUUUCGCAUCAAUUUUAUAUGCAAAUAUUUUAUUGCUAUUUUCUUUCCUGAAUAUAUUUUUCAAUUUCAUUUUCAUUUUUCAAUAAUAUCAUCAUAAUAUUAUUAUUAUUAUUAUUAUUAUUAUUAUGGUUAGAAUUACAACCACACCAAAACCAUGGUAAAAUUCAGAUUUUUUAUUGAAAUCGGUAAUUUUUCUGUUUUUUAGGAACUCUUCCGGAUCCGGAGCAACACGAAUUUGGCGACCUGAAGUUAGCGAAACUGGAAGACAAGAAUCACCAUAUAAAGUGAAUUUGCAACACAGUUCUGAUGUGAGUUUUGUUAGAAAUUAGAGAUUAUUGAAAUGAGUUAUGACGUGGCAGAGCUGGGACUAGAAAACAUAAUUUUUUUGAAACUUUUUUAAAAGUUCAGAUAUCCGAUUUACUUUGUGCCUUCUUUUAGAGUAUUGUAACUCGGAAUUCUCAUUACACAAAAUCAAAACUGAGAUUAGUUAUGAUGUGGUACCAAGACAAAUUUUCAUUUUUUUUAAAGUUGCCAAAAAUAAUUUUUGACAUCUUUAGGACUCAAGCUUGAUUAUCCCUUUAAAACGAGCUUCCGAAAAAUAACUAAUUCUUGUCUCAAAAAUCUCAAUAUUCCAGACUGUCCCACCAAAAGGCUUCAAUUCCUCGGCUCUUCCAUUCGAGACCGAUUCUCGUGUCCAACACAUUCAAUACAAUUCCCCAUUAGGAUUAUAUUCGGACAAAUCAGCCGCCGAACAAUAUGUUCAACAAACUACCGGAUUUGUUCAAAACAACAAGUUAGUUUGUUUUUUUUUGUUCAAAAAAAUGCACUAA
Messenger RNA from Caenorhabditis angaria, 1622 nucleotides. The record is from the annotation of a GenBank genome assembly. NCBI's taxonomy places the organism in Eukaryota, Metazoa, Nematoda, Chromadorea, Rhabditida, Rhabditidae.